CACCAAUUACGGCAGUAUUUGACAGGCGACUCGAGCGCGGAAUUUGUAAACAGAACCGAAGGUCCUCACAUUAUUUAAUUAGCAUUUCUGUCUAGUCUUCGAUGAAAUUGCUUUCAUCAUAUUUUUUUUAUCCUAUCAUAACCAUUGAUAGUGAAUUUAGUCAACCAUUGAAUAACUUUUUUUUUACUCUUUUUGAAAGUUUUGGAAAGUGGAUACAAUGGCUACCGUUAGCUACGCUAGCUAACAUGCUAGCGAGCUGCCUGGAGCCCCGGCUUCUUCAUGUGAAAGAGGCCAGGUAUGCUAGUGCACCUUUUCGGAAGAUCUUUGCUUCGACCGGGAUUACGGCGACUCGCGGUCCUACGGAGGUGCUUGUGUGCGGCGCAGAGUGACCCGUGUCCGGGGACGCCGCAGCGGGGAGACAUGAUCCGGAACCGGGCUCAGAUCAAACGGGUCCUCUGCGUGGCCGAGAAGAACGAUGCGGCCAAAUGCAUCUCAGAGAUCAUGUCCGGCGGGACGUCCCGCAGGAGAGAGGGGAUGUCAAAGUUUAAUAAAAUCUAUGAGUUUGAAUAUCAUCUCUUUGGUCAGAAUGUGACCGUAACAAUGACUUCAGUAUCUGGACAUCUACUGGGUCAGGAGUUUAAAGCACAGUUCCAGAAAUGGCACAGUUGCAAUCCUGUGCUAUUAUUUGAUGCUGAAGUGGAGAAGCACUGUCCAGAUAACAUGAAACAAAUCAAGCGGACACUGGAGAAAGAGGUGCGUCAGUGCCAGGCCUUGGUCAUCUGGACCGAUUGUGACAGAGAGGGAGAAAACAUUGGCUUUGAAAUCAUAGAUGUCUGCAAAGCAGUGAAGCCCAAUGUACAAGUGUUUCGGGCAAAGUUUUCUGAGAUCACUCCCAACUCCAUCCGUAGAGCUUGUGAGACCCUGACGGAGCCAAACGCUAACGUCAGCGACGCAGUCGACGUCCGUCAGGAGCUGGACCUGCGAAUAGGUGCGUCCUUCACUCGGUUCCAGACGCUUCGCCUGCAGAAGAUCUUCCCGGCGUCUCUGGCGAAUCAGCUGAUCUCUUACGGCAGCUGUCAGUUUCCCACUCUGGGCUUUGUGGUGGAGCGUUUUAAAGCCAUCCAGGCUUUCAUACCUGAGACUUUCUACAAGAUCAAAGUGCUGCACGAGGUGGAGGAGGACACUGUGGAGUUCAGUUGGAAAAGAAACCGUCUCUUCAACCACACAGCUUGCCUGGUGCUCUACCAGAUGUGCAUGGAGGAUCCCAUAGCAACAGUCACCUCAGUAACCAGCAAACCCAAGAGCAAGUGGAGACCGCUGCCUUUGGACACUGUGGAAUUAGAGAAACUUGCAUCUCGGAAACUAAAAAUAAGCGCCAAAGAGACCAUGAAAAUUGCAGAGAAACUCUAUACCCAGGGGUACAUCAGCUACCCACGCACGGAGACCAACAUUUUCCCCACAACGUUGGCUCUCGGUCCGCUGGUGGAGCAGCAGACACAAAGCCCGGUCUGGGGGACGUUCGCCCAGAGGGUGAUUGACCAGCCCGGGGGUCCCAACCCACGACAGGGCAAGAAAUCUGACCAGGCCCACCCCCCCAUCCACCCCACCAAGCACUCCAGUACCCUGCAGGGAAAUGAAGGACGUCUGUACGAGUUCAUUGUUCGGCACUUCCUGGCCUGCGUGUCCCAGGAUGCUUUAGGGCAGGAGACUGUGGUGGACAUUGACAUCGCUCAGGAGAACUUCUCCACCUCGGGACUCAUGAUCAUUGCGAGGAACUACUUGGACGUUUACCCGUAUGACAGGUGGAGCGCUAAGGUGAUUCCAGUGUACGAGCAGGGCUCUCAGUUCCAGCCCUCUGCUAUCGAGAUGGCGGACGGACAGACGAGUCCACCGCAGCUGCUCACUGAGGCCGACCUCAUAUCCCUGAUGGAGAAGCACGGCAUCGGCACGGAUGCGACCCAUGCAGAGCACAUCGAGACCAUCAAGAGUCGCAUGUAUGUGGGCUUAACAGCUGAUCAGAGGUUUCUGCCUGGAGAGCUCGGCAUGGGACUGGUGGAGGGCUAUAACUCCAUGGGAUAUGAGAUGUCCAAACCAAACCUGCGAGCUGAACUGGAGGCUGACCUCAAGUUGGUGUCAGAGGGCAGGAAGGACAAACAGAGCGUGCUGCAGAACCACAUCCAAAAAUACAAGACCGUCUUCAUCGAGUCCGUCAGGAAGGCCAAAAAGUUAGAUGAAGCCCUGUCACAAUAUCUGGGGGCCGCUCAGGAAAUCGCUGAAGCCGAGCAGCAGGACAUGGAGAUGCCGCUGCCCGUCAGGAAAUGCCCCAACUGCAGGCAGGACAUGGUGCUGAAGAAGAAGAGGGAGGGAAACGGUAAGUACCUGUCCUGCUCGGGUUACCCAGCUUGUAAGACGGCGGUGUGGUUCCCCGACACGGUGCUGGAGGUGAGCAGGGACGACAGCAUCUGUCCCACCUGUCAACCGCACCCUGUUCACAUGUUAAAGUUGAAGUUCCGCAGGGGCAGCCUUCCUCCCAUGAUGCCUCUAGAAUUCGUUGGCUGCAUCGGCGGCUGUGACGAGACGCUCAGAGAGGUGCUGGACCUGAAGUACCUUCGGCCAGGGGGAGGUGGUGGGGGAGGGGGAGGAAGAGGAGGAGGAGGGGGAGGAGGAAGAGGAGACAAUCCCCGUCCACCAGCUCCAAGGCCCCCAAGACCCCCAAGUUCAAAUCCUCGACCUUCCCUCCCCCCGGUCCCCUCCUGGACCCCGCAGCCACGACCUCCAGGUGGUGGGGGCGGUGCAGGUGUGGGCACCAGCAGCGAUGCCAUAGUGUGUAACUGUGGGCAGGAUGCACUCCUCCUGACCGUGCGCAAAGACGGCCCCAACCAAGGUCGGCAGUUCUACAAAUGCAACGGCGGGAGCUGCAACUUCUUCCUGUGGGCGGAUCAGCCGACUCAGCAGGGGGAUCCGCAGGGCCGAGCACCCCCGAGGUUCGCCGUGGUGUCCAGCAACACCCCCGGUGGAGGCAGAGGGCGGGACGGGGGUGCGGGAGGACAGGCGGGACAGACAAUGUGUAACUGCAAUGAGGCAACGGUGACACUCACGGUGCAGAAGGACGGCCCAAACAAGGGCCGGACGUUCCACACUUGCGGGAAACCGAGAGACCAGCAGUGUGGCUUCUUCCUGUGGGCCGAUGAGAACGAACCUCCAGCAGUGUUUGGUGGUGGAGCUGCGGCGAAGAAAGGAAGGAAGAUCGCCGGAGAGGCCGCCCCCAACAAACCUCCAGCUGCCAAGAAACCUCGUUCCUGCGGCAUCUGCCACAUGCCGGGACACACCCGAGUCACCUGCCCGCAGCGGUGACCGCUGCUUGAAGACUGUGUGCAGCUGGUGAAGUCAGUGACUUCUAGGUGUGGAGUCGGGUCUUAUUUUAUAGAAUGUAUGGCAACUCAGAUUGUAAGUACCUCUUCUUCUGGUAGGUAUGGACAAAAACAAGACCCCGUAUGCUCUCUGUAAAAUUUCAUUUUGAUAACCGUUCCAAAAGAUUAAAGACUAAAAUCUGGCAAUGACUCAAGCGCAAAGAAAAUCCUACUGUUUACAACUCAUUUUCUGCCAGCUCUGAGGUGUGCUUGUCUCUGUGGGGGGUUUGGGAGUCCAGUUAACUUCUAGUGUCAACAACAUUUUAGGAAAUCACUUGAGAACAUUGAUACCCCUUUGACCGCACAAUGAAUAAGACAUUUCCGCCAACACAAGAUCCACAGGAUGAAGGUUUUAACUAUUAGUGCAGUAUUUCACUAAAUAGUGUAGUAUUUAUGAAUGCCACAGACAUUUAUGAAUACAGAACCACUGCUGACUCUAAUGAAUAAAGGUGUCAUUUUAAGAAAA
This is a messenger RNA of Gasterosteus aculeatus aculeatus (three-spined stickleback), 3876 nucleotides long. RefSeq names its product DNA topoisomerase III alpha (gene top3a). The record is from RefSeq and is a predicted model, not a curated record. NCBI's taxonomy places the organism in Eukaryota, Metazoa, Chordata, Actinopteri, Perciformes, Gasterosteidae. Gene Ontology annotation, cellular component: chromosome; RecQ family helicase-topoisomerase III complex; nucleus. Gene Ontology annotation, biological process: DNA topological change; DNA recombination; DNA repair. Gene Ontology annotation, molecular function: DNA binding; DNA topoisomerase type I (single strand cut, ATP-independent) activity; zinc ion binding.